AUGGAUAGCCCACGAAACAUCACAGAAUUUUUCAUGCUGGGACUCUCACAGAACCCUGAGGUGCAGAGGGUUUUAUUUGUGUUCUUUGUGAUGGUGUACCUGGUCUCUGUUGGGGGCAACCUACUUAUCAUGAUCACUAUUAUUUACAGCUCCACCUUGAGCUCCCCUAUGUACUUUUUCCUGUCAUAUUUGUCCUUUAUUGAUACUUGCUAUUCCUCAUGUAUGACCCCCAAACUCAUUGCUGAUUCCAUGUAUGAGGGGAGAGCCAUCUCUUUUGAAGGUUGUAUGGCUCAAUUCUUUGUUGCCCAUUUAUUGGGAGGAACUGAGAUCAUCUUGCUCACAGUGAUGGCUUUUGACCGAUAUGUGGCCAUCUGUAAACCCCUGCACUACACAACCAUCAUGACCAGGCAUCUCUGUGGCCUACUUGUGGGGGUGGCCUGGCUGGGGGGCUUUCUACAUUCAUUGGUUCAGCUUCUUCUUGUCCUUCAGUUGCCCUUCUGUGGGCCCAAUGUGAUCAAUCACUUUGUCUGUGACUUGUACCCCUUGCUGGAACUUGCCUGCACCAACACAUAUGUCAUCGGCCUGCUAGUAGUCGCCAACAGUGGAGUGAUCUGCCUGCUGAACUUCCUGAUGCUGGCUGCCUCCUACAUUGUCAUCCUGCGCUCCCUAAGGUCCCACAGUGCAGAGGGGAGGCGCAAAGCGCUCUCCACCUGUGGGGCCCACUUCACUGUGGUUGCCUUGUUCUUUGUGCCUUGUAUAUUUAUUUACAUGAGGCCAUCGUCUACUUUGUCCGUAGACAAAAUAGUAGCUGUGUUUUAUUGUAUUCUGACACCCAUGUUCAACCCCCUGAUUUAUACUCUGAGAAAUGCAGAGGUGAAAAAUGCAAUGAGAAAUCUCUGGAAAAAAUGA
Molecule: messenger RNA, 909 nt
Organism: Orycteropus afer afer
Lineage: Eukaryota; Metazoa; Chordata; Mammalia; Tubulidentata; Orycteropodidae
Product: olfactory receptor 140
Exons: 1
Coding region: 1-909 (302 amino acids)
Biological process (GO): G protein-coupled receptor signaling pathway
Cellular component (GO): membrane
Molecular function (GO): G protein-coupled receptor activity; olfactory receptor activity
Source: RefSeq, a predicted model, not a curated record